Messenger RNA from Biomphalaria glabrata, 2262 nucleotides. RefSeq names its product saccharopine dehydrogenase-like oxidoreductase. Lineage: Eukaryota; Metazoa; Mollusca; Gastropoda; Planorbidae. The coding region runs from base 147 to 1445 and encodes 432 amino acids. Gene Ontology annotation, cellular component: lipid droplet; mitochondrion; plasma membrane. The record is from RefSeq and is a predicted model, not a curated record. Gene Ontology annotation, biological process: glycolipid biosynthetic process. The transcript has 13 exons.
GGCAAACUCCAAGACCAAAAUAUUUGUCUCCACUAGUUUCGAUAAAUGACGUUUGAAAUUUUCAAAGACAAGUUUGUCAAUCGUUAUAAGAAAGUUUAAAGUCUAAUCUAGAUAGAGUCUAAAUCAAACGUGAAGGAAAGUUAAGAAUGAAUGCAGAAGGACGUAGAUUUGACCUGGUUGUUUUUGGUGCAACUGGCUUCACUGGCCAAUAUACAGUAGAUGAAGUAUCCAGAGUGGCAGAAGAAGAGAGGUUAUCAUGGGCUGUUGCAGGAAGGAGUAUGGAAAAGUUGCAAAAAGUCUUAAGUGAAGCAUCUGAGCGAACUGGCAAAACCUUGGAGGAGAUUCCAGUCAUUAUUGCUGAUGUGAGUAGCCCCCAGUCAUUAGCUGAGAUGGCCAAACAAACUAAGGUUGUUCUGAAUUGUGUUGGCCCAUAUCGCUUUUAUGGUGAGCCAGUUGUGCAGGCCUGCAUUGAGAAUGGAACACAUCAUCUUGACAUAAGUGGAGAGCCACAGUUUUUAGAAAAGAUGCAGCUGUUAUACAACAAAAAAGCUGCUGAAAAUAAUGUUUUUGUCAUUGGAUCAGUUGGCUUUGAUAGCAUUCCAGCAGAAAUUGGACUUGAAUACACCAGACAGCAGUUUAAAGAAGGUGAACUUAGUAACGUUGAGAGUUUCAUAGAAACUAAAGUGGGACCUGAGGGAGCAGUCAUUAACACUGGAACAUUCGAAUCAGCUGUUUAUGGUGUUGCAUACAGAAAUGAAUUGGGCUCCUUAAGAAAAGCUUUGUAUCCUGACCCAAUGCCCAAAUUGGACUAUAGACUUCCCAAACGCUCCUUCCUGUUCUUCAAUGAUGACCUGAAGAAAUGGUGCUUACCUUUUCUUGGCAGUGAUAAAUCUGUUGUCUACAGAACUAUCAGAGAUGGGCUGAACAGUCAGAGACUUAAGAAACCUAUUGAAUUUAUUCCGUACACUUGUUGUUCAAGUCUUUUCUCAGCAAUGGGAAUCAUCUUGUUUGGACUGGUUUUCUUCUUCCUGUCAAGUUUUUCAUGGGGGCGAUCUUUUUUGUUGAAGUAUCCUCACAUUGUAUCUUUGGGAUUUUUCAAGAAAGGUGGCCCAACCAGAAAACAGAUUGAGAGCACAUCUUUUUCCAUGACAUUUGUUGGGUAUGGCUACACUGAAGAUGUUACUGACAGAACUGGUCAAAAGCCAAACAAAACAAUUGUUACCAAGCUAAUGGGACCAGAACCAGGUUAUGUGACAACUCCUAUCUGUAUGGUUCAGUCUGCUGUCACUUUGUUGAAGGAAAGUUCUAAUAUGUUCCAUAAAGGAGGAGUCCUGACCCCUGGAGCAGCUUUCUCUGGCACUAACUUAAUGGAGCGACUUCAGAAACAUAACAUAACAUUGAUGACUAUCUCCCCUGACAACAGUCAGGACAAAAAGGCAGAUUAGUUAUUUUGAAGGACAGACCUUUUCUUUUUAAUUAUUUAAUUAAAAGCAUUGCUUUUUAUUUUGUGCAAUAAGUUCUCCUAUACUGCAAUUGACUUAUGAUUCAAAACAGUCAGUGAAGUAGAAAUUGGAGUCUUUUAAACAUCUUCUACUUUAGUGAAUUGGUAUAGAUAAUUACUUAAAUCAAUUUCUGUUAUGUUUUUCAUUUUAACUAAUAUUUACAAAAGUUGAUUUGAUAUUUGAUUAUUCCCAUUUUGUUUGUUAAAAGCUGCUAAGUUGUUGCAAGUAAUAACUCUAAUUCCAAUGGAUACAUUUAUCUGUUGCCUAGCCUACUUUAUAUUGAUUAAAGUUUUUUUUAUUGCUUUGUCUUUAUGUGUCAUAUAUCAAAGCCUGUAAGACUUCACUGAUAUUUUCAUUAUUCCAUGAAGAAUUUCUGGUUUACUAUGAGGAUUCCCCCUAUCCAAAAAAAAAAAAAAAGUAUUCCAUUGAAGUUUAUGAUACAAUAUUGACUCAGCCACAAACAUAAAGCAGUGUUCCAGAAAAGUAGUUUACUUGAAAGCUUACUCUACAUUAGUAUCAAUCUUAAUAUUGAUAUUUAACACUAAUGUUUUCAACAAUUACUUUUUGUUUUGUUUGUUGACUUUUCAUCUUUAUGGUGAUCCUAUUUAUGCCAUGGUGCUUUUGAUGUUUGAAUACUAUUGCCAUUUCUCUUACAUUGAUAAAUCUUAUUAAUGAUGCCAAUGGUGAUUGUCUUUCUAUUGUUUAUUGCAAUGUUGAUCUUGUUCUUAUCUUUGCAUUAUUAAUAAAAGCUUCAACAGUU